Molecule: messenger RNA, 1794 nt
Organism: Alternaria atra
Lineage: Eukaryota; Fungi; Ascomycota; Dothideomycetes; Pleosporales; Pleosporaceae
Exons: 4
Coding region: 1-1794 (597 amino acids)
Molecular function (GO): oxidoreductase activity
Source: RefSeq, a predicted model, not a curated record
AUGAAAAUUGCAUUUGGCUUUCCGUUACGAGUCCUCUUUCUUUCUUUCAGUUUACGGUGUAUCGAUGGAGCCGCAUUGAGAGACCGUAGCGAUGGAGCAACUGAGGUUGACGUAGUUGUUGUUGGCGGGGGAUAUUCUGGUUUGAUGUCCGCCUAUGAUCUUCACCAGACAGGUUUGAAAACAGUAGUGUUGGAAGCGAAGAGCAAGAUCGGUGGCAAAUCCAGAUCAUUCAAGCUUCAGAGUGGACCUGGCAUCGUUGAGCUGGGCGCAACCUGGAUCAACAACAAAACCCAGCCUGAGGUCUUCAAGCUCACGCAACAGUUUGGUCUGGUUACUCUCGAGCAAUACACCGAUGGAGACUCGGUCGUACAAGGUGCCGACGGCAGUGUGCAAAGAAUACCUCAAGAAGGAGACACUGAUGUUGACGAUUCGACACCGAUCGCCGAGACAAUCUUCCUAGCUCUUCUCAACAAGACCAUAGAAGAAACAGACAUUCGAAGUUUCGACAAAUUUCCAGAGAAGAAGGAUGUAUCUUUUGCCGAAUGGAUUGCUCAAUUGGGCCUCUGGGAGGAUAAGCACAUACAAGGGCUUGCCAGCACCUUGACAACUAUCGUUGGUCGAGAGCCAGAUGAGAUCGGAACACAUUACUUCUUUGAUUACGUCAAAUCCGGUAAUGGCCUCGUGAGUCUUCUCACUGAAGGCAGAGAAGGAGCUCAGUCGCUUUUGAUAGAAGAGGGCACUACCGCAAUCGCCACAAGUCUCGCCAAUGCCCUAGAACCCAAUAGUGUCUAUACAGACACUCCUGUGACCAAGAUCGAGGAGCAGGAUGGCAUUUCUAUCGUAACAACAGCGACAAACCACACAUUCAAAGCGAAGAGGGUUGUGUUGGCCAUCACACAGCACCUCUAUGCCGAUAUUGAGUUCUCACCGCCACUACCAUGCGAAAAGAACUUAGUCGUCGCUCGGAGCCGGCCUGGAAACUACGCUAAAGUUAUCCUUACUUACACCGAACCGUGGUGGCGGCACGCUGGUCUAGUCGGCAAGUUCACGUCCUUUAUUGGCCCAAUCAGGUAUAGCUGGGAGAUCUCCAACCCCGCACUUUCUCAGUAUAGCUUGGCUCUAUUUGUGUCUGGUGAUACUGCGAUAUGCUGGGAGGCACUUCCUGAAGAGAAUCAACGCAGCGCCAUCAUUGAGCAUCUGGCUGAGCUUGUCGGUGCGGAACUUGCGAACAGGGCCCGCGAUGUUCUCGAGUACAACUAUGUUGAGUGGACCAAGGAGGAUUAUAUCCGCGGAGCGCCGACAACCACGUUAGGCCCAGGAAUGUUACGAAAAUUUGGCAAAUCGAUGAGGGAACCGGUUGGCAAUUUGCAUUUCGCUGGCACUGAGUUAGCGUAUGAGUGGAAGGGAUAUCUUGAGGGUGCUAUAACUUCGGGGCAGCGCGCGGCUGAAGAAGUUAUCAAUGCUCUCAACGAACAGGACGGAAUCGCACAUUUGUAUCACGAAGCAAAGUCCGACAUACUAGCCACCGACCGCGCCAAUGCCGUGGCAUCCAUCAAAGCAGAGCUAGAGAUGCUAGAUCAAGACGUGGAGGGGUACCGAAAGCUGGUGAACGGGGUCGAUAUAACCGAUAUCGCAGGCGUAUACAUUGUAGGCGGGAAGUCGCCGCAUCACGCUUUAGAGAUUGCAAGGAAGGACAAGAAGGAUUUGGCAGAAAGCUUGAACUUGGUCGAAGAGCAGGUGAAGGAGAUCAGGGCUGACGUAAGGUACGGGUUCGAAGAGGUGCAGCAGCCUUGA